Molecule: messenger RNA, 813 nt
Organism: Cotesia congregata
Lineage: Eukaryota; Metazoa; Arthropoda; Insecta; Hymenoptera; Braconidae
Source: the annotation of a GenBank genome assembly
AUGGAGAUUCAACACGAAUUAGUUUCUAAAGCCGAGGAGGUUGCCGAUCAGGUAAUUCGCAAUGGAAAACAUGUGCUACCAACCCUUGCACGGCUUUGUCUCAUUGCCACGUUUCUUGAAGACGGCUUACGAAUGUGGUUCCAGUGGAGCGAACAAAGAGAAUACAUGGACAUGACAUGGAACUGUGGAAAGUUCCUGGCAACUUUGUUCGUCUUGAUAAAUUUAAUUGGUCAACUGGGAGGCUGUGUGAUGGUUAUUGGAAGAUUUAAGGUAUCCAUUGCCUGUGGUGCCCUGUUUUUCAUAGUCGUACUCCAGACGCUCGCCUACAACAUACUGUGGGAUGUACAAUUUUUAUUCCGCAACCUGGCACUUAUUGGGGCAUUGCUCCUGGUACUUGCUGAAUCACGUGUUGAAGGAAGAUCUUUGUUCGCUGGGGUGCCUACCCUCGGGGAAAACAAACCCAAAAAUUAUUUACAACUUGCUGGUCGUAUUCUUUUGGCAUUUAUGUUCGUAACGUUGAUACGUUUUGAAAUAUCAUUUAUGCAAAUUACGCAGGAUAUUGUUGGAGGUAUUUUGAUGGUAUUUGUUACUGUUGGAUACAAAACAAAGCUCAGUGCCUUGUUGCUUGUUUUGAUGCUCUCGGCGUUAAAUAUGUAUCAUAAUGCAUGGUGGACUAUCCCUGACCACAGGCCACUCAGAGAUUUCCUAAAAUACGAUUUCUUCCAGACUUUAUCUGUAGUUGGAGGACUUUUGAUGAUUGUAUCACUUGGUCCAGGUGGUGUGUCGAUGGACGAACAUAAAAAGCAAUGGUAG